Rana temporaria (common frog) is the source of this 1620-nucleotide messenger RNA. RefSeq names its product stomatin like 1 (gene STOML1). The transcript is spliced from 8 exons. Lineage: Eukaryota; Metazoa; Chordata; Amphibia; Anura; Ranidae. Bases 189 to 1286 code for a protein of 365 amino acids. Gene Ontology annotation, cellular component: plasma membrane. The record is from RefSeq and is a predicted model, not a curated record.
CACUUGCUGGAGUUGUCAUGUGACGGUGCUGUCAUUGGUGUUAUGGAAACAUUUCCCUGCAGCCAGGAAGAGAUGGUGGAGAGUUCGUUAUUUGCAGUUCUGUCUGUUCAGAUAUGAUUGUUAUCCUGACUAAUGAGGAGUUGUAGCCCCUUCUGUGGUAGACUGUAUAUAGGAGGUCCUCUCUAUCCAUGAUGUGGAAUCAGUACAAAUACACCACUCUGCCCCUGAGCCUGGAGCCCCUGCCAUCCAAUGCUGCAAAAUCAGCUAAAUCCGAAAUAUGGCUGAUGAAGUUUUGUCACACAGCGAUCACCUGCCUGUGUUUUCUGAUCAUGAUCAUCACCUUGCCUGUUUCCAUCUGGUUUUCCAUAAAGAUUGUUUAUGAUUAUGAGCGGAUGGUGAUAUUUCGUCUCGGACGUGUACAACCACCCAAAGGUCCAGGCCUGGUUCUGGUUGUCCCACUUAUUGACCAGUUUCAGAGGGUGGACAUGAGAUCCAGAGCAUUCAGUAUACAGCCCUCUAAGGUGAAAUCUCGAGAUGAUGUGCUGGUGUCACUGAAAGCAGAUGUCCAUUUCAGGGUGUGCGACCCUAUUCUAUCAUUAAUGUCUGUCCAAGAUCUAAACUUUGUAAUCCAGCACACAGCAGAGAACCUCCUGGCACAGAGCCUGGGGCGCAAGUAUCUAAAGGAAAUCUAUGGAGGUCGGGUCCAGAUUGCAGAACAUCUGAAGGAAGAUAUUAAUGAACAGGUGAAGGUAUAUGGGGUAUGUAUUGAUCACACAGAGGUGCAGCUGGAAGCUGUACUACGACCCCAUGAAGAGAAUGUGAAUGUCCCCGUCCUCUCACCAGCAUUGGGUCCCACUGGUGGAUUGGAGCAAAUGGUGGCCCAGCUUGUAUCACUGGCCCAGCAAACCGUAGCAGCAACAGACUCAUCACCAUCUCCAGUUGCUGAUUUCUCAUUACAACAAAUGACUUCCCAACUGGAGGGGAUACUUUCAGAAUCACUGGUGUCUGAAGUGGGUUCUUCCUAUCAGCUGAUUGUAACCAGGAAUUGUGGAGAGAGCGUUUCCUAUUUUAUUGACCUGACAUCAGGGUCGGGCAGCUCUGGCUGGGGAGUUUUUCCUGGAAACCCUGAUGUUACUCUAAUGAUGACAGAAGCUGAUCUCAUGUGUCUCAUUAAAGGAGAUUUGAGUCCUAUGACUGCGUAUGCAGCAGGCCGCUUACAAGUCAUAGGAGAUCUGAGGACUGCUUUACAGCUGGAGAAGGUUUUACAGAGGAUAGCGGGGAGAUAACAUGAGGGCACUCUUUUAUCACUUCUGUUCAUGUAGUUUGCUAUUUUUAUUUGUUGUACUUUAUUAAACAGUAGAAUAUUAUACCUCUGGGUAGUUCUAUACCACUAAACUGAUUGCCCAAUACAAGCAUGAAAACAGAAUCUACCAAAUAUCUGUUGGAGCUAUGAUAACAUGAUUGGAAUGGAACAAGAAUAUACAAGAUUAUCUGAGUAGUUUGGAACAAUGUGUUAUGGUCACAAAGAAAAAACAAUAUCCAAGAGGCAUACAUGAUUACAAGCAUAAUACUGUGUGUGGAUGCUGAAUCCAAUCAAUAAAUGUCCACCAGUCAAUCUGA